Molecule: messenger RNA, 584 nt
Organism: Rubroshorea leprosula
Lineage: Eukaryota; Viridiplantae; Streptophyta; Magnoliopsida; Malvales; Dipterocarpaceae
Source: the annotation of a GenBank genome assembly
AGGGGAACCGAGCUCCUUACACUCGGAUCGACAGGUUGUUGGUAAGAAAUUCAGCCUUUUGGUGGAGCUUUUGCUGGUGUUAAAUGAAAUUUGCUUGUUAUUCUUAUUUUAUCUUCAUUUUUUAAAAUAUUUACAAUUAAACCACAAUGUAUACAUCAUCAUUUAUAACACAAAUCCCUAAGUUUUCCUUCUCUCGUUCUUCUCCAUCCGCCGAUCUCCUCUUUGAACAGAAUCUUUGCCGUCGCCGACUGCUCUGGUUAGCACAGAAAAGCAAGUUUUUCUGUCUUGUUCCGGUCUCUUUUCUUCUUCAUUCUCACCCUAUAGUAGAUUUCCCUUUUCUCGAUCUUGCUGCUCUAUUCAAGCUCACACAUCCUCAUCCUCCUCACCCCAGAUCUAGUGGUGUAGCCUCUAAUCUUCAACGGUAAGUUCUUGAUCCAGUGGUUUAUUAUAGUUCUCUAGUGCUCUGGUGCCCACGAUUUUCAUCUCAUAUGGAUUCCCUCUUCACAAUUGAUCUGGAAACAAAAACCCUACCCGCACAAUAGAAGAGAGGAGAUUCGGAGAAGCAAAAAAAAUGGGAGUGCAAU